UCCUAGAAGAGCGAUGUGCAGCAGGCGCCAUUCUUGCGCCAUGUUGCUGUUUCUAUUAGCUUUUUGCAAUAGUAUCGUCAAUGUGCUUACAGAUGAUUUAGUGCGAUUGGAUCCCGGUGUGUCUAAGGGUGAAAGCAUAGUGUUGGAUUACGAGGCUAAUCGUGGUUACAGCUUCGUGGCUAGAAUUGGCAAUCAGGACAUAUCACUUCGGGUGGUAUCAAGUCUAGAGGGCUUGAUUCUAUUAUGUCAAGACACUUCAGCUUGUUCCCAUAUUAAUCUAGGUGGCAUUUGUUACGAUCCCAAGCUUUCCACUAGUGCCAUUUGGUGUAAGAAUUCGGACGCUUGCAUUCCGGGUGCGGAUGGCUAUCGCUGUGUUGAGCAGUCAUCUCAUGAGGGUUUACAGCCAGUGACUACUUUGGACUUUUACAGUGAGGGCAUAAGACACCGUGUCGAUACCUUUGAGGGCUAUGAAAACGUAUCCCUGCGUAAUGUUGGUUUAUUGGUCCCGCCUAUAUAUGAGCGUGUUCCAAUAAAACUGGCUACCAACAUGGUAGUUAACAACAGUUUGGAAUUUGGUCGUGACAUUGGUGGUUUCUUUGGCAUUAUAGGUUCUUCAGCCAGUUGCCGGGGCAAUUCAAUGUGGUCUGACAUUUUGCAGCGUUAUGAUGGUUUCUACAUGCUAGACCUCUAUGGUGACAUUGGGUCGUCCAGGGAUGUUGCUUCUGCUGUAAAUUGCAUUAAGCUGGGCUCUGACGUUGCGAAGAGCGAUGACAUUCUAUGGUCUGAGAAACGCCAGGUGGGUGGCAUAUUCACUGACGCUGCAACUGGCUUUACUGUUUAUGGCAUGUCUAUGUGUGGCACUGACAUGUUUGGCAAAACUUCUUCUAACUGGCACGUCAAUAUAGACUUGACAUCGCAAUGCUUGGUGUUACCUAAAAACUUUUGGUUUAGUGUUAUGGCUCAGUUACCUAUACUCAACAGUUGCUACCGCAUGGAUGGUCCUAAAUUAUGUCAACUAAAGCGUGGCGAUAUAGAAUUCUUACCUGAAAUCCAAUUUAGGUUACAUUCACAGGAUGACAGUAUUAUCAGUAUACCUCUGGAGAACCUAUUACUUGACGAUACUGCCACACCUAGGAUUUGUAUAGUACCUCAGGAAGACACGUAUUCACCUCCUAUUUUUACGGAUCGCCCUACUAUCAAGUUUGGUUACAAGGUCCUGGAGUCGCUGCAGGUGGUGGUGGACACCAAUGGGUACCGUGUAGGCUUCUUGCCUAAGAAGCCUGCGGAUACCAGUGAUGCCAUAUGCAACCCACGUGUUGAGUGCUUCGGUGAUCAGCAGUACAUUCCGGAACUCAACGAGUGCAUCCAGCCGUCAUGCAGCAUCUGGAGCUUCAAACGCCUGGAUGCCGACAAGGGACUUUGCGUCACAUCUCCAAGUGCGAUUGCGAUUUUAUAUGUGGUUAUAACAUUAUUCCUGAUAGCUGAGGUCAGGCGAUUUUUCAUUCGUCGUCAUGUUUUGAAGAAGGCUAAGCGUUUAUGCUAGUAGACCCUGUAUCUCACGUCUCUCUAUUAUCUGC
This is a messenger RNA of Babesia bovis T2Bo, 1577 nucleotides long. Its product is annotated as erythrocyte membrane-associated antigen. The transcript has 3 exons. The record is from RefSeq and is a predicted model, not a curated record. The coding region runs from base 14 to 1543 and encodes 509 amino acids. NCBI's taxonomy places the organism in Eukaryota, Apicomplexa, Aconoidasida, Piroplasmida, Babesiidae.